AUGACGCAACAGAAAAGUAAGGACAAUUUUCAUUGGUUAGAAAUAACGAAAGUAGCCGGAGCGGUCGUAAUGCACACAUUGACACAACUUCGCAAGCAUGAAAUUGGCGAAUUCAACCUAAAGUCAAAAUUAUAGCAUUGAAUUGGAUUCUUGAACCAGAGCCAUGUGAACCUGGUCCACCUGUACCUCUCAUUGAAGACCUGUUAACAUCACCAGAGUAUGUUCAUUCUGAUACCCCUAUGGUAUGGUUACAGCAUGCAUUAUCCCUGAAUCCAUUAAAAGAGCUGCAUUGGCAACGAAACAACCCAAUGUGGUCGAUUGUAAGGAAAUAUAGCAUAUCAGCUUCCAACUUUGGUGCAGUUCUCAGUUCUAAGCAAAGGCGAUUGACAUUGUCACUGAAGAAACAGCUGAUGUCGGCUUACAAUCUGGAGUCCAUCAAGGCUGUUGCAUGGGGUAUCACUCAUGAAGAUGAUGCUUUGAGAAAGUAUGAAAAGGACUUAGAUGCAGCUGUAGAGCAGUCAGGAUAUGGUUGCAUGAAUCCGGAGUGUUGGGAGCUUCACCUGAUGGCUUAGUUGUUCGACCACCAACAUGCAGUGUAUUUUAUCAAACUCCAGAAGCCAAAGACGCCAUUCCUAAUAUUGUAGAGGUGAAGUGUCCAUAUACAGCAUCGUCUUCAACAGUAGCAGAUGGGGCACAAAAUUUGAAGGAUUUUUCAUAGAUCUUAAACAAGAUACCCUGUGCCUGAAAACCAGUCACCCAUACUAUCAUCAAAUUCAAGGCCAGCUACACAUAUGUAACAAAACAUUCUGCGACUUAAUUGUGUGGACAAGAGUAGACUGCAUUGUGAUUAGAAUAGUAAAAGACAUUGAAUGGAGAGCAAAUGUUCCAAAGCUGAUAGAUUUCUACAUUAACAUUUUCAUACCAGCACUGAUGGAAAACUGAGUUCUGGUUUGAACUUCUUGACACUUAGUUUUGUACCUCUAGAAUUUUCUAACAAUGGAAAAUGGGUAAUCAUGUUAAAUGUGUUGAAUGUUCCUAAGUCUCAUAAAUGUAUGAUAUGAUAUGUCACAAUCCAUCAUAAAACUUCUGGCUUAUAAGACUAUUUUAAAUAGCAAUGAUGAUUAAUAAAAUCUAUGUACUACAUAAAAAAAGAAUAUCAAAAUUUAGAAUCAUUUUAUUAAUGAAUUGAAGAUGUUAUUCUCAAAGUGAAAAUGUAACAUUUUGGUCUUUCUUAAUAGAUAAAUUGUUGAAAACAUGAA
Molecule: messenger RNA, 1259 nt
Organism: Saccostrea cuccullata (small rock oyster)
Lineage: Eukaryota; Metazoa; Mollusca; Bivalvia; Ostreida; Ostreidae
Exons: 5
Coding region: 240-572 (110 amino acids)
Source: RefSeq, a predicted model, not a curated record